This is a messenger RNA of Ostertagia ostertagi, 1284 nucleotides long. The record is from the annotation of a GenBank genome assembly. NCBI's taxonomy places the organism in Eukaryota, Metazoa, Nematoda, Chromadorea, Rhabditida, Trichostrongylidae.
GAGUCGUCCGAUGAAAAAUCGUCCGAGGGUCAGGAUCCUUAUUUCAAGAACAAGGAUCCCGCUAACGAACACGAAAACUUCAAGGAUGCUGAGGAUCGACUCGAUAAGAAACAUCGCGAGAAGAUCGAGAAGGUUAUGAAAGAAUGGGGCGAAUUGGAGGCUCGUUAUCAGCAGAUGAAAACAAAGGAUGCCAAGGGCGCUGAAUCCUUCAAAGUGUCGAUGACAAAUCGUUUCCAGAAGACCGUUGCUUCGUUGGAGGAUGAGCACAAGCGCUCAAGAAACAACUCGAGACCACCCAUGAAGAACGUGUUCAAGCUAUUCUCAACGAGAAGAAGCGAACUGCCACUCAUGAAUAUCGCCAAGCACUCGCUAUGCAUGACAAAUCGGCAAACAAACAUCAUACCCUACAUCCGUUCGGAAGAGAAGGACCGCAUUCACACCAUCAAUCGAUACCGUCAUCUCCUGCGCGUCGAUCAAGCCGAAGCUGCAGCAUUCAAGCCGACGGUGCUGCACAGACUUCGGUACGAUAAUAAUCUGCGUAUCAACGGCACCCUAGCAAUGCUGCGCGACUUCCCAGACCUCGAAAGUCAAGUACGCCCAAUUGCAGUGGCAUACUGGUCUGACUUCCGUCGUGAGAACACGCCUGAGCUCUCUGAUAGCGCUAUUGAUGCCCUCAAUUCGCUCGACAGUGACGCAAAGAACAAGAAAUUGGUUGAUCUGUACAAGGAAGCCUAUGAGAAGCUUCAUCCAAAUGCUAAGCUAGAUGUAAAGGCCCCUCCAACAACUUCUACUUCUACCACCACAACUACACAGAAGACCACCCAGGAGCCAGCUAAGGUGAUUGAAAUUCUGAGAAAAGAAGAAGUGAGAAAGCCUGAGCCACCGAAACUCGUCGAGAAAUCGGUACAGACUGAACCUAUCCCAAUGGAUGACGAUUCAAAUUCGGAUGAAAGCGAUGAGGAAUCCAUCAAGGAGCUUCGUGUCGAUAUUGAACCUAUUAUUGAGGAGAAGCCAGCAUUCUAUCGCCAGGAAAAGCUCGUGCAGACGCAGAAGUCGAUGUAUCAGGAAAGUGGUUUGCUAUCAUCCUCACAGGCGGUGUUCAUUGUGGGAGCUGUGGCGAUUGUCUCGCUGACGAUGUUGGUCGCAACUAUUGUUCGACGUCGACGAGCGCAUCACGGGUUCAUCGAGGUGGACGUCUACACUCCAGAAGAACGUCACGUGGCUGGUAUGCAGGUCAAUGGCUACGAGAAUCCGACGUAUUCAUUCUUCGACAGCAAGGCUUAA